Lathyrus oleraceus (garden pea) is the source of this 798-nucleotide messenger RNA. RefSeq lists its product as uncharacterized. The record is from RefSeq and is a predicted model, not a curated record. The transcript has 3 exons. The coding region runs from base 113 to 592 and encodes 159 amino acids. Lineage: Eukaryota; Viridiplantae; Streptophyta; Magnoliopsida; Fabales; Fabaceae.
AUCAUAGCUUCCCUAGUUAAAAUCCCCCAUGACUCUAACCUCAAAAUUCCAUUCAUUUGGCCAUAUAUCUUGAAAACAUAACAUUAAUAAACACCUUGAUUUGUAUACCUACAUGUUCUUAGGUCCCUCACCUCUUCAUUCAGACAUGGAACAAAACAGAGUCAUGAAAAACUCUGCUAAAACAUCUGUGCCUCAGUUUGGAGGGUGGGACCAAAAGUCUAUCGGAGCUACUGACUAUUCAAUGGUGUUUACUCAAGCUCGUGCGAACAAAAAGCAGCAGAAAACCGACCUGACUGAAGUCAAGCGUGGCAGCACCGGGAAUGAACUGGACCUCUCUAAAACUAAUCAAGGACAUGCUCAUCCUGCUCAAGGUCAUCAUGCUCAUCAUGCUCGGGAUCUCGCCAAAGCUAAUCAUGGGCAAACUCAUCCUCCUCGUGGUCGUCAUGCUCAACCUGCUCAUGCUCAUCCGGUUCAUACUCAACCUGCUCAUGCUAUACCGCAUGCAGAAGUUUGCACUCCUUCUCAAGAAGAUUCUGUAGUCAUGGGGAAAAGAAGGAUUCUGACCUACAUAAAUUGCUGUAUUAGGCCUUGAUAUGAUAAAAAACCAAACAAACAUAGCCACACCUUCAUACACUCAAAUCAAAGGCAUCAUUCUAUAGUGCUAUUAAAAGUACUAGGAUCUAUGACUUGUAAAAUAUUUGUGUAGAUGAGACAAAUUCAAUAGAAACCUGACUAUUACACAUUGUACAGUAUCUUAUAAUAGUUAUGGAUAAUUUUACCUCAACUCAUUUUGAUACA